Messenger RNA from Colletotrichum karsti, 1671 nucleotides. RefSeq names its product M protein repeat protein. The transcript is spliced from 3 exons. NCBI's taxonomy places the organism in Eukaryota, Fungi, Ascomycota, Sordariomycetes, Glomerellales, Glomerellaceae. The record is from RefSeq and is a predicted model, not a curated record. Bases 1 to 1671 code for a protein of 556 amino acids.
AUGGCCGACGACGAGGAAAAGGCAGCCAAGCUGGCAGCUGCCAAGAAGAGGGUAGAAGAGCUGAAGAAGAAGAAGACGAAGAAGGCCGCCGGCACCACCAAGAAAGAGAAGGGAGAAGCAGGGGCGGCGGCGCCCAGUGCUUCCAAGGAAAAAGAGCCCGAACCCGAAGAACCGACAACCCCGGCCGAGACUGCGAACGAGGAAGAGAAGGCAGAGGAGCAGGAGGCGACCGAAGCUGUCGCGGAGCAGCCCACAUCACCGACCGCCUCGCAGCCGUCACUAGCUCAACAGUCGAAGCUCAGGUCAGCGUCCUUCAAGCAAGGCUCAGCGCCCACGGGCCCUCUGUCCCCUGGAGCUCAGGGUCCAGAGGGAGAGACCGCGACUGAUAUCUACCGCAAGCAUGUCGCUCGCAUAGAAGAGCUCGAAAAGGAGAACAAACGUCUGGCUAAGGAUUCGUCGGACUCGGAACGGAGAUGGAAGAAGGCUGAGGAGGAGCUGGCGGACUUGCGCGAGACGGAGGGCGAGUCGAAGGGCGCAGACAGCCAACUUGACAAGCUCAAAUCCGAGAUCGAAGCUCUCCGGCGUCAGAACUCCCAGCUUCAGCAACAAGCUUCCCGUUCCGGUGGCCGCCACGGCUCGUCGCCAUCCGUCUCCAUGUCCUCGCCUCCUGCUGAGCUCGAAGCCCAGCUAGCUUCGAAAACCUCCACGAUCGAGUCUAUGGAGAUCGAAAUCUCGAAGCUGCGCGCCCAGGUCGACCGUCAAGCAAGCGGUACUUCUUCCGAGCGCGAGCAGGUUACGGCUCUGGAGGAGAAGCUGGCUCGCUCAGAAAAGGCCGCCGCCCAAGCCCAGAACGAGCUCGCCGACUUGCGCAAGAACCUCGACCGUACUGCAGAGAAGGCAGUCCGCGAGGGCAGCGAGCGCACCAGCGCCGAGACGAAGCUCCGCACCCUCGAGCACGAGCUUGCCGACGCCAUCGCCGCCCGUCUCGAUGCCGAGAAGAAGGCUGACGGCUUCGAGAAGAAGGUGACUACUCUCACCACCCUCCACAAGGAGCAAGACUCGCGCACUCAGACACUUCGCAAGGAGAAGGAGCGCGCCGAAAAGGAAAUCAGCGAGCUGAAGGCCCGCGUCGAGAGCCUCGAGAGCGAGAACACGCGUCUGCGCAGCCGCAAGUCGACCGAAGGCGGUGGCGGCCUCGACGACGACGGCGUCGACGAGCUCGAGAACGAGGAACGCCUGCGCCUCGAGAAGAAGGUGCGCGAGCUUGAGAAAGAAGUCUACGAUCUCCGCCACGGCCACUGGCAAGAGAAGCGUCGCGAGAUGCAGCCCGGCCCCACGAGCCCCGGGUUCGAGAACGUCAGCCUCAACAACAGCCGCGGCACGUCGCCGUCCGCGCACCGGAAGCAGCCCACCCACGGGGGCAUCGGCGAUUUCUUCCAGAGCGGCAUCAACGCGCUCACGGGCACCGGCGACGACGAGCUCCUCGACGACGACGACAUGGACUUUGACGAGGACGCUUUCCGCCGCGCGCAGGAGGAGGAUGCGAAGGCGCGCCUCGAGCGCAUCAAGGAGAUCAAGCGUACCCUCAAGAACUGGGAAGGCUGGAGGCUGGACCUCGUCGAGUACCGGCGGGGCGGUUCUGAGGGUCUCGGAGAGGUGUUUGAAGUCUAG